UGGAGCCAAGGGAAACCCAGGAGACUGUUUGCCAGGAGACAGAUUUUGCCCCAUCAGGGACAACACUACGUUGCAGUAAGUUGUACCCUUUUAAAACUAUAGCAGGAACAAUGUAAUAAAUCAUGGUUAAAGAGGUUGCGAGGACAAACUCUGUGGCUCAGUUGGUAGAGCAUGGCGCUUGCAACGCCAGGGUUGUGGGUUUGAUUCCCACGGGGGACCAGUAUGAAAAUGUAUGCACUCACUACUGUAAGUUUCUUUAAAUAAAAGUGUCUGCUAAAAUGUAACUGUCAAGGAGUUAAUCAAUCUUAAAUAUAAUUGUCUGGAUUUAAACAUGAAUGACUUCCCUUAGUCAUUAACUAGCUUCGCAGUCAUCUAUAGUAGUUUUUCCUUAUGAGUGUCAGACGAGAGGCUACUGUGAUAGCAGAAAUCCUAAUAGUGAUUUUUCUGUAGCUAUAAUUGCGUAAAUUAUAGUAUAGUAUUGUAAGGCUGACAGUAAAAAUAUGGAUCCAUCGACACUGCAACUUAGACUCAAGGUUUAAUCAGUGUGAUAACAUCUUUCAGGGGACAAAUAAAAUAAUAGGUAAAAUCAUAUGAGCAGCGAGCGAGGCACAGGAGGCGUGGCUUCAAAUCCCACUGCUGCCACCAAAUGUAAGGCAGACUAAAGAAUAGAUCAAUGGACACUGUGACUUCAAUAUUACACUCAUGGGGACAAAUAAAACGAAAGAGCGAAACACCUGGCACCGAGCUCUAAACUGAACAACUCCCAGCAAACCCUGCUCUUUACACUAGAGCCAGAGCAUCCGCUCUCACAAUACAGGUCCCCCAGUAAUAAUGCCUUGUGAUUCAGUAUGUAUAUUAUAUUUUCUCAAUCACUGAUAUGGGGUGUUCAAACAUAUUUUUCCCUGUGGGUGAUGUUUCAGAAACCCAAGCCUGAGCCUGCAGCUCCUGCCCGGCGGUGUGGUCGUCUGAUGGAGAGCUGUGCCCAUCACACCCCCUGCUGUGACCCCUGCACCUCCUGCCGCUGUCGCCUCUUCAACACCAUCUGUCACUGCUGGAGACUGGGCCUGCACUGUCCCAAGAAGAAC
Molecule: messenger RNA, 1085 nt
Organism: Coregonus sp. 'balchen'
Lineage: Eukaryota; Metazoa; Chordata; Actinopteri; Salmoniformes; Salmonidae
Source: the annotation of a GenBank genome assembly